UUGGAAAAUGAGAGGAGAACUGAAAGGCAGGAGAGAAUGCCUGCAGGAAGGAGUCGAAGUAAGCCAAUUCUUCAUGUGCUGAAUAAUAAAAACACCAGCAAGAGACACUUGACAUGCAGUGAGUGUGGGAAAAGCUUCAGCAACACCUCUAACUUGAUUGCUCACGAGAGGAUCCACACAGGAGAGAAGCCGUACAAGUGCUCUGAUUGCGGGAAGACAUUUGGGAAGAAAUCGACGCUCAUUACCCAUGAGAGGAUCCACACAGAGGAGAAACCAUAUGAAUGUUCUGUCUGUGGGAGGAGCUUCAGCCAAACCUCCAGCCUCAUUGCCCACGAGAGAAUCCAUACGGAAGAAAAACCAUACGAGUGUUCAGAAUGUGGGAAGAGCUUCAGUUUGAAAUCAAGCCUGGUUGCCCAUGAGAGAAUCCACACAGGAGAGAAGCCCUACAAGUGCUCAGACUGUGGGAAAAGCUUCAGCCAGAAAUCUGCCCUCAUUGCACAUGUGAGGACACACAGAGGCGAGAAACCCUACACGUGCUCAGUAUGUAGGAAAAGCUUCAGCCAGAGCUCGAACCUUAUCGCUCAUGAAAGAAUCCACACAGGAGAGAAGCCGUACCAGUGCUCUAACUGCGGGAGGAGCUUCAACUGCAGCUCCAGCCUUAUUAGACACCAGAGGAUUCACACUGAGGACAAACCGUAUGAGUGUUCAGACUGUGGGAAAAGCUUCAGCUGUAGUUCUAGCCUCAUUAGACAUCAGAGGACCCACACAGGCGAGAAGCCCUACAAAUGCACGGACUGCGGCAAAACUUUUAGCGUCAGCUCCCAGCUUAGUGUCCAUCAGAGGACCCACACGGGAGAGAAGCCAUACAAAUGCUUGGACUGUGGGAAAAGCUUCAGUGUGAGAUCGAGCCUCAGUGCCCACAAGAGAAUCCACACAGGUGAGAAACCUUAUAAAUGUACAGACUGUCCGAAGAGCGUCUACUUGAGAUCUAGUCUCAAUGCACACAGGAGAAUCCAUGGAGGGAAAAAGCCGUAUGACUGUGCAGACUGCGGGAAGAGCUUCACUUGCAGCUCAAACCUCAUCAGGCACCAGAGGAUCCAUACGGGUGAGAAGCCAUACAACUGCACAGAUUGUGGGAAAAGCUUCACGUUGAGUUCCAACCUUAUUGCCCAUCAGAGAACGCAUACAGGAGAAAAGCCGUACCAGUGCUCGGACUGUGGCAAAUUCUUCAGCGUGAGUUCUCAGCUCAAUGUUCACCAGAGAAUCCACACGGGAGAGAAACCUUUUGAGUGCUCAGACUGUGGCAAGAGCUUCACUUGUAGUUCGGGCCUUAUUAGACAUCAGAGGACUCACACAGGAGAGAAACCUUAUCAGUGCUCAGACUGUGGUAAAAGGUUCAAUCUGAGUUCGAAUCUCAUUACACACCAGAAGACCCACAGAGGAGAGAAACCGUACAAAUGUGUGUACUGUGGGGAAAGCUUUAAUAACCAAGCCAGUCUGGUGAGGCACCAGAGAAUCCACACGGGAGAGAAACCACACACUUAUAUGGAUUGUGGGAAAAGCUUCAAUAAGCGUUCAAAUCUCAUUACCCACCAGAGGAUCCACACUGGAGAGAAGCCGUACAGGUGCGUGGAUUGCGGGAAAAGUUUCAGUUUGAGCUCGAGCCUCGUCAGGCACCAGAGAAUCCACACAGGGGAGAAGCCGUACCAGUGUUCGGUCUGUGAGAGAAGUUUCAAUCAGAAACCCUCCCUCAUCGUUCACGAGAGAACUCACCAGCGAGAGAAGCCAUACAAGUGCUCAGCAUGCGAGAAAAGCUACAGUCACGUCACCAGCCUGAUGGCGCACGAGAAAAUCCACCGGGAAGAGAAGCCGUACAAAUGUGCCGAGUGUGGGAAAAGGUUCAGCUUCAGCUCGCAGCUCAUCACGCACCAGAGGAUCCAUGCGGAGGAGAAGCCGUACAAGUGCUCGGUGUGCGAGAGGGGCUUCAGCCGGCCCUCCAGCCUCGUGGUACACGAGAGGAUCCACACGGGCGAGAAGCCGUACAAGUGCGUGGACUGUGAGAAAAGCUUCCCUUCCAACUCGAGUCUGGUGAGGCACCAGCUGACCCACUCGGAAGAGAAACUGGGUGCCUGCUCAGAUUGUGGGAAAAACUUCACUGUCCGCUCAGGCCUACAGAGAAUGCAGGCAGGAGGGAAACGGCCUCAGUGCGUAGACUGUGAGAAACGGUUCAGCUUGGGCUCUGCUGUUAUCUCCCAAGAGAGCUCUUGUACGGAGGAGAGACUUUCCAACAAGCUGGGCAGGGGACAGCAUUACACCAUCAAAGCUAUCGAUCCCAUGGCAAUACUAACAGAGGGUCCUUCCUUUCGGCAAUGCCCUCAGUCCACUCAUUAUCAAAUAAACUACGUAGGAUGGGAGUGA
Messenger RNA from Euleptes europaea (tarantolino), 2418 nucleotides. Its product is annotated as zinc finger protein 271-like. The transcript has 2 exons. The record is from RefSeq and is a predicted model, not a curated record. NCBI's taxonomy places the organism in Eukaryota, Metazoa, Chordata, Lepidosauria, Squamata, Sphaerodactylidae. The coding region runs from base 37 to 2418 and encodes 793 amino acids.